Messenger RNA from Komagataella phaffii GS115, 1473 nucleotides. Its product is annotated as Soluble fumarate reductase. Bases 1 to 1473 code for a protein of 490 amino acids. The transcript has a single exon. NCBI's taxonomy places the organism in Eukaryota, Fungi, Ascomycota, Pichiomycetes, Pichiales, Pichiaceae. The record is from RefSeq and is a predicted model, not a curated record. Gene Ontology annotation, molecular function: FMN binding; oxidoreductase activity.
AUGUCUGUUAUACCAUUAUUCCCAAAUUUACCUCCAAACCCAAUAAUUGUCGUUGGAGGUGGUUUAGCAGGUGUCACCGCUGCUAUUCAGUCAGUCAAUUCUGGGGCAAAUGUUGUACUAGUGGAGAAGGAGGCUAAGUUGGGUGGAAACUCAAUGAAAGCCAGUAGUGGGAUCAGUGGAGCUUUGACCAGCCAGCAAAUCAGCUUGCACGUUAAUGACUCUGUCGAUUCGUUCUUGGAAGACUCUAUUCUUUCCGCCAGAUCAGGGAAGGAUCAUGCUAGAAGUCUCCUGGAGAUUUUAACAGAUGAGAGUGCGGAUGCCAUUAAAUGGUUGACUAAAGUUUGCAAAAUAGAUUUAUCCACAGUCAGCCUUCUGGGAGGACAUUCUCAGCCAAGGACUCACAGAGGAUUAAGUAAACCACCUGGGUUUGCUAUUACUUCCACGGUUAUCUCUAUUCUAUCAGAUAUAUCUGAACGGUACCCUCAAAAUGUAAAGGUGAUUAAUCAGGCCAAGUUGACCGAUAUCAUAGUCCAUGAUCACGAAGUUGAUGGAGUGGUUAUAGAAUUUCAGGAUUCGAAGUACAGAAUUCUUGGGCCCGUAAUUCUAGCUUCAGGUGGCUACUCUGCCAACAAGGAACUGAUCUCCAAGUUUAGACCAGAGCUGAGCUCUUUACCAACCACAAAUGGCCCGUAUGCAUCUGGGGAUGUUUUGAGCUUGGCAUUAGAGAAGGGAAUCGCAGGUAUUGAUCUGGAUAAGAUUCAAGUUCACCCCACGGCGUUAGUGCCAUUUGACAGCAAGAUUGUCAAAGACGAUCAGUUUCUAAUUCUGGGUGCUGAAAUGUUAAGGGGAGCAGGAGGUCUUUUGCUAAAUGCAAGAGGUGAAAGAUUUUGUAACGAACUUGGAACCAGAGAUUAUGUCAGUGCAGCUAUAGAAAAUACGAUCAAAGAAACUGGUGACGACAGGGUUCUUUUAGUUUUGAACGAAGAAGCUGCCAAGCAAUUGCAAUUGAAUGUUCAGUUCUACACAGCAAAGGGGCUAAUGAAAAAGCUAACCGCUGAAGAGCUGAUCGAAGAAAUUGGGUGUGACCAACAAGACCUUCAUCAAACAUUUUCAAACUACAAUUUGUUUGCUGACCUACAAAGGGAUGAAUUCGGAAAAGUCCAUUUUCCAAACAUACCAUUCAACUUGCUCAAUUCUGAGUCUGCCCAGGAAUCUUUUUACGUAUCUUACGUUUCCAGGGCUGUUCAUUUUACGAUGGGAGGACUCAAAUUCAAUGGGAAUGCGGAAAUAGAACAUCAAGAUGGAAGGGUGGUGUCUGGAUUAUUUGGUGCAGGAGAAGUGACAGGCGGCCUGCAUGGUGACAACCGUCUCGGUGGUAACUCCCUGCUAGAGUGCGUUGUAUUCGGAAAGAGGGCAGCGUUGACAGCAUCCAGCUAUCUCUUAAAAUCUCUAAGUAAUUACCAUAAACUGUGA